AUGGCAUACCCUAUGUAUGAAGUGGAUUGGAGUGUUUUGCCUCCAGAACAAAAUCGAAGGUUCAACCCAGCAUUCAAUAUUGCCACGAUAAAACAAGUGGUAAAUGAGGCAAUUGAGAGAGUGCGCAUGCAGACCCCCACUCGUCUCCGGGACCUCAUUCGUCAGAUAAGAGCAGCUAGAACGGCUGCAGAGGAACGUAGCGUUGUGAAUAAAGAGUGUGCAUACAUCAGGUCUACGUUUAGAGAGGAAGAUAGUGUUUGGAGAUGUCGGAACAUAGCGAAGCUUCUCUACAUCCAUAUGCUGGGUUAUCCAGCACACUUUGGACAGUUGGAGUGUCUCAAGCUCAUAGCCAGCACCCGUUUCACAGACAAGAGGGUCGGCUAUCUUGGAGCUAUGUUGCUACUCGAUGAACGUCAAGAUGUACAUCUGCUGAUUACCAACUGUUUGAAGAAUGACCUGAACAGCAAUACACAAUUCGUAGUGGGUCUUGCCCUAUGUACCCUGGGGGCAAUCGCCUCUCCAGAGAUGGCACGAGACUUGGCUUCAGAGGUGGAGAGGCUGAUCAAGUCACCGAACGCAUACAUCAAGAAGAAAGCCGCCUUGUGUGCCUUUAGAAUAAUAAGAAGGGUGCCGGACUUAAUGGAGAUGUUUCUACCGGCGACACGGAGUCUACUCACGGAAAAGAAUCACGGAGUCCUCAUUACCGGCGUGACGCUCAUCACUGAGAUGUGUGAGAACAGUCCAGACACGCUCAAUCACUUCAAAAAGAUCGUACCAAAUCUGGUGAGGAUAUUGAAGAAUUUGAUACUGGCGGGAUAUUCCCCGGAGCAUGACGUCAGCGGCGUGUCUGAUCCAUUCUUACAGGUCAAGAUACUCCGUCUGUUACGUAUACUUGGAAAAAAUGACGCUGAGGCUUCCGAAGCUAUGAACGAUAUAUUAGCACAAGUGGCGACGAAUACCGAAACAAGCAAAAACGUCGGCAACACCAUAUUAUACGAAACUGUGCUCUCAAUAAUGGACAUUAAGUCUGAAAGUAGCUUGCGGGUGCUGGCCGUCAAUAUACUGGGGAGAUUCCUGCUCAAUAACGAUAAGAAUAUACGCUACGUGGCCUUGAAUACACUUCUGAGGACUGUACAUGUUGAUACAUCGGCGGUACAAAGACAUAGGACCACUAUAUUGGAAUGCUUGAAGGACCCGGACGUGUCGAUCCGCCGCCGCGCCAUGGAGCUGUCCUUCGCCCUCAUCAACAGUCAGAACAUCCGCGCCAUGAUGAAGGAGCUGCUGUCGUUCCUGGAGCGCUCGGACGCGGAGUUCAAGGCGCACUGCUCCAGCGCUAUGGUGCUGGCCGCGGAGAGACACGCGCCCUCCAGCAGGUGGCACCUGGACACGCUGUUCCAGGUGCUGCUCAAGGCGGGUAACUAUCUCCGUGACGACACCGUGUCCAACACUAUCCAGAUAGUGUCCUCGGCGCCGAGCGAGCGUCAGGCCUACGCCGCUAUGAGGCUGUGGACCUCGCUGGAACGAUCGGCGACCGCCGCCGACGCUACGGAGAGACAGCCGCUGAUCCAGGUUGCUGCGUGGACCAUCGGUGAAUAUGGAGACAUGUUGGUGUCUGAAGCCAGUAACUCUAUAUCAAUGGUGGAUGACGACGGAGUUGAUGACUUCACGCGGCCGUCCGAGGAGUACGUGAUCGAUAUAUACCAGAAGCUGUUGUGGUCCACGCAGCUGUCUAUAACGACCAAGGAGUAUCUGUUGCUGUCACUGGCCAAGCUGUCCACGAGGUUCACCACGCAACCCAGUCAGGAUAAAAUCCGUGUAAUAAUCGACACUUUCGGUUCACACAUUCACAUCGAGUUACAACAGAGAGGAGUGGAGCUGUCUCAACUAUACAAACAAUACGCCCACUUACGGCCGGCGUUGUUGGAACGAAUGCCGGCGAUGGAAACGAACGUCGUUAGAGAAGAUAAUGAUGAGGAGCUCGCGACGAACACACAGACACACGAACAACCCGCGCACGAACAGGACGCGCUGCUAGACCUCAUCAUCGGUUCAGAGCCUCUGUCGAACGGCGACGUGGAACAUCAACCACAAGUUACUACCAACAAUAACUCCAAUACUAAUGACAUUCUGGAUCUUCUGAGCGGUCUAGACCUGUCCAGCAGUACACCGGUCAGUGUCUCCAAUAAUAAUGUAUCAACGGCUCCCUCACUCCUACUGGACGGAUUGUUCUCACCCGCAGCGGCCACACCACAAGAAACGGUGGUCAAAGCGUUAGAUCGUGGCGGCGUGUCGGUGCAGCUGGUGGUGUGUGGCGGUGACGGGAGCGCGACCCUCACCAUGAAGGCCAGCUCGCACCAUCACAACACCAUCACCGACUUCCUGUUCCAGGCCGCUGUGCCCAGGACAUUCCGGUUGGACAUGAUGUCUCCAUCAGGGACGGUUCUGACGCCGCAGGGAGAAAUAACACAAGUCCUUAAGAUCACCAAUCCAUCCAAGACACCACUUCGUUUGAGAAUAAGAGUGUCCUACACGAUAGACGGCAACCCUAUCUUGGAACAGGCAGAAGUGAAUAGCUUCCCACCCGACCUAUUCAACUGA
Molecule: messenger RNA, 2598 nt
Organism: Danaus chrysippus (African queen)
Lineage: Eukaryota; Metazoa; Arthropoda; Insecta; Lepidoptera; Nymphalidae
Source: the annotation of a GenBank genome assembly